ACAUUGGCGGUAAGAGUAAUGACGAAAGAUACUCGACGGCAUUAUCUAAUAUGAACGGUUUUUGUUAAAAUACUUUUACAGAAUACGUCUUUCUUAAGGCUUUUUGCUUUCGUGAUGACUUUCUGAAUGAUACGGUCUUAUUUGUGCUGUGGUCGUGUUUUUUGUCUUAAGAGAACAUGAAUGUGAUGUUACAAAACAGCUUCGUUCAGAACAAAGCAGUAGAAUCUAUUAAUGAUUACAAAUGUCACAGAGCGGCUCUGAGAGUGAAAUCUGGGAUUAUAAACCUCUUAAGAAAACCAAAAAACGAAGCUGCAAAUCACAGAUAACAAGAGAAAAUGGGACCAAGAGGAGAAAGGAUAGCAAUCCUGGGACAUCAGUGCAAAAAACAGAAGUCAACAGUGCUGAAACACACACUGGUUUAGACCAGAAUGGCAAUAAUGCUCCCAUUAACAUUGUGAACUCAGGAUCCCUGGACGUGAAUCAUGGGACACUUUCUCAGGAUGUCCAGGAAAAAGACCCUCAGUCAGGAGGCUUCUGUCCUGUCUGUCAAAUGCCAUUUUCCCUCUUAGUGGUUCAGUCUCAACAAUGGCAUGUUGCAGAAUGCUUAGAUAACCCUGGUGACAACUGUAAAGAAUGUCCAGAUGGUCUUCAUUGUGCAGCCUCCAUUCCCAAUCACUACAAGAGAUACAGCCACUCUCUACUUGCUCAGAGUCGAGCGCUAAACGACUGCACGACCCAAGCCAUCUCAGACUUCAACUUGAAGUCAGUUAAUAAUGUUGCACCUGCAUCUGGUACGGAGAGCUCUGUGGACAGCGCUGUGAAUGUAUCCGCUUCAUCCAGCCAAAGUUCAUCUCCUGGUGAUGGACCAAAGGGAACUCCCACCCAGAGUAACGCACUGCUGCUUUUGCGCUCCCCUAAUACUGAAGAUAUCAAGAAAAAGAAAGGUUGGUCUCCUUCUGUCAAAAGAUCUCAAUCUCAGAAUUCCUCACAGGAAGCAAGAAUGAAGACUUCAAUUCCAGCUAAUGCACAUAGUUUUGACAAUGCUGUUCAGACACAGACUAAUGAGGUUAAAGCCGAGCUCUUCGAAUGUAAUGAUGAUGAUUAUAUCUCCUACUCCCCACUCUCUGAACUUCCAAAUGUGGAUAAGGAGCACAGAACUAAUAUAGAGAUUCACAGUACUGCACUGCAGGAAAAUGAGGUUGGUGAUGAUUCUCUUAAACUGUUCAGCGAUGAAGCUGAUGAUCUAUUCUAUAAUAUGCUGGACCACUAUGAGACAGGGAACAUGGAACAUGGACCAGACAAAAACUCAUUAGACACCUGUGAGAAACUGCAGACAUCGUUAGCACCCGAUGAUCACCUGAUUAAUUCCAGCUCCACAGGUGUUUCUGAUGGAACAUUUCAGCAUGGACCUCAAUCAAUAGGAAAACAAUCCACAACAAAUCCUGAAGAUCCAAACUCCCAGCUACAGUCACCUCAAAGUUUGGUAUUAGAGUGUCUUCGGGAGCGCAUAUCUAAUCCUGUACAUGCCAACAGUUACAUAAACCAAGAGUUGUCUUCCACCCAAACAGCCCUAACUCAGAAAACACAAUCUAUGGCUCCUAGGAGAACUCAGACUAAGGCAGGUCCCUCUGGAUUAAAGCAAACAGACAUUGGGGUGUUUUUUGGCUUGAAGCCAUUGAAUGAAAAAAAGGCUGAGGAGGAAGUGAAGGCAACGGUCAGAGAAACCGAUCAGCAAGGGUCUAGGAGAGCGAGGAUUUCAGAAACUCAGGGGGAAGACGCUAAGCUCCAGGGUAGAUGGCGUAGGAAGAGCAAAGCUCCAUCUGAAGUGUCCAGUGUCUCGCCUGCUGCAGAAGAUGGUACGACUCGGCCCACACAAACAGAAGGAAAGCGAGGAGGGAGGGCAGAGAGGCAGAAAAGAUGGAACAGGGGAAGAGCGACAGAUGGAGAUCCCGAGGAGCCCAAGCGGUGUCCAUUCUACAAGAAAAUUCCUGGAACUGGUUUUGCUGUGGAUGCGUUUCAGUAUGGGGUUGUUGAAGGUGUCACAGCCUACUUUCUCACUCACUUCCACUCGGACCACUAUGGUGGCUUGAGAAAAGACUCCGUUUUAACCAUCUACUGUAACAAAAUAACUGGUAACCUGGUGAAGAGCAAGCUGAAGGUGGGUGAGCAGUAUGUUCAUGUUCUCCCAAUGAACACAGAGUGUAUGGUGCAAGGAGUGAAGGUCACUCUCCUGGAUGCUAAUCACUCUUACGGGGGCCAGACGGUACUCCACACAGGUGACUUCCGGGCUGAUCCGUCCAUGGAGCGCUACCCAGAGCUGCAGGGUCUCAGGAUACAGACCCUCUAUCUGGACACAACGUAUUGCAGUCCUGAGUAUACAUUUCCCACUCAACAGGAAGUCAUCACCUUUGCCGUAAACACAGCUUUUGAACAGAUCACACUGAACCCUCGUACACUUGUGGUUUGUGGCACCUACGCAGUUGGGAAAGAGAAGGUUUUUCUAGCUGUAUCGGAAGUGUUGGGCGCUAAGGUGUGUUUGUCCAAGGAUAAGUAUAACACCAUGUGCUGCCUGGAGUCGGAGGAGAUUGGCCAGUGCAUCACUACAGACUGGCGGCCGGCCCAGGUGCAUGUACUUCCCAUGAUGCAGCUCAAUUUCAAAAACCUGCGGACACACUUGAAUAAGUUCUCCAGGCAGUAUGACCAGCUAGUGGCGUUCAAGCCCACAGGCUGGACCUUCAGCCAAACUGUAAGGGUGGAAGACAUCCAGCCUCAGACUCAAGAGAACAUCAGUAUCUAUGGUAUUCCCUACAGUGAGCACAGCAGUUUUCUUGAGCUGAAGCGUUUUGUGCAGUGGCUGCAGCCGAAAAAGAUAAUUCCCACGGUGAAUGUGGGCAGCUGGAGGAGCAGGAAAGCUAUGGAGGGCUUUUUCCGUGAGUGGCAGACUGAACCCAGAAACCUCAGCUCAGCAUCAUGUGCCCUGAGAAACUCAAGCUGUGGAACAAGGCAAUAAAGUAAACUGACAUCCACGAUCCAACCUUUGGCCAAACAGUCAAACGGUGCCUUUAUUGAUUGGACCAGGAUUACUCAGUGGACCAUUUCAAAUGAAGAGAGUUUUGGACUGCCUUCUUACAUUUG
Molecule: messenger RNA, 3135 nt
Organism: Sinocyclocheilus anshuiensis
Lineage: Eukaryota; Metazoa; Chordata; Actinopteri; Cypriniformes; Cyprinidae
Product: DNA cross-link repair 1A protein-like
Exons: 9
Coding region: 242-3010 (922 amino acids)
Biological process (GO): double-strand break repair via nonhomologous end joining; interstrand cross-link repair
Molecular function (GO): damaged DNA binding; 5'-3' DNA exonuclease activity
Source: RefSeq, a predicted model, not a curated record